Messenger RNA from Didymosphaeria variabile, 1212 nucleotides. RefSeq lists its product as uncharacterized. Gene Ontology annotation, cellular component: Golgi apparatus; trans-Golgi network; endosome. Gene Ontology annotation, molecular function: antiporter activity. The record is from RefSeq and is a predicted model, not a curated record. Lineage: Eukaryota; Fungi; Ascomycota; Dothideomycetes; Pleosporales; Didymosphaeriaceae. Bases 1 to 1212 code for a protein of 403 amino acids. The transcript is spliced from 4 exons.
AUGUCAGCCAUGACAGACGAAAAGGUUCGCGCGUCGCUCGACAAUGCUCGCGACCCCGCCCAGCCAGUGCUGCCUACCGUCAAUCCAAAUCUCGAGAAGCGGCCCCAGCCGCAACCCGACUCGUUGCACCCUGCAGUGUACAUCUCGACAUGGAUUGCCCUCAGUUCCAGUGUCAUCAUCUUCAACAAGUACAUUCUGGAUACAGCAGAGUUCCCCAUCUUCCUAACGACAUGGCAUCUCGUCUUCGCGACCGUCAUGACCCAACUCCUCGCACGCUUCACCACCAUCCUCGACUCACGGAAGAAGGUGCCCAUGACGGGCCGCAUAUACCUCCGCGCAAUUGUUCCAAUUGGUAUCUUCUUCAGUUUGAGCUUGAUCUGUGGUAACAAGGCAUACUUGUACCUGAGUGUUGCUUUCAUCCAGAUGCUCAAGGCUACCACACCUGUUGCCGUUCUGAUCACUACCUGGACAAUGGGUCUGCAUCCACCCAACAUGAAGACGCUCGGCAAUGUGUCCUUCAUUGUCAUUGGUGUCAUCAUUGCCUCCAUUGGCGAGAUCAAGUUCGUCAUGGUCGGCUUCCUCUUCCAAGUUGGUGGUAUCAUCUUUGAGGCUAUCCGCUUGUCCAUGGUAGAACGUUUGCUCAGCUCUGCGGAAUUCAAAAUGGAUCCUCUGGUCUCGCUGUACUACUAUGCUCCGGCUUGCGCAGUCAUGAACGGCAUGAUCUGCUUGUUUACCGAGCUGCCUAUCUUGACCAUGGUUGACAUCAACCGCGUCGGUUGCUUCACGCUUUUCGCCAAUGCCUCGGUUGCCUUCAUGCUUAAUGUUUCCGUCGUGUUCUUGGUCGGCAAGACGUCGUCUCUGGUCCUCACCUUGUCCGGUGUUCUCAAAGACAUUCUCCUCGUCUUCGCGUCUAUCAUGUUGUUCGGUGACCCCGUCAGCUUGCUUCAGGCUUUCGGAUACAGCAUCGCCCUCGGUGGUCUGGUCUUCUACAAGCUCGGCGGCCAGAAGAUGAAGGAGUAUCUUGGUCAGGGCUCGCUGGCUUGGGCGGAGCUCGGGCAGACUCGUCCGAUUCUGCGCAAGCUGAUGAUCUUCGGCGCCAUAAUCAUCUCAUUCUUCCUUAUGCUCGGGUCUCUUGGGCCGAAGUACGCCCCAGACUCCGCUGACAAGCUCCGCAAUGGCCUUGGCAACAUGAUGGGAGAUAAGGCAAUCUGA